GAAGAACAAUAUGUUUGAUGAGUCCUAACAACCUCAAUUACUAGCGAUGCAACUCGAAGAUAUAUAAGUCGUGUUGUUUAAAGUGUAAUCCAUAUCAAGAGGUAUUGGCGCUGACGGUAACAACAGCUUGUUACAGCGAAUUUGUUAUUCAAACAAACCUUGGUAAUUGUAUCGACGAUUUACACAUGGCAAACCUAAGGAUUUUCCUGGUUCUCACGCUGUCGCUGGGUGUUUCCCUGGCUCUUGACGGAAUUGAAAAUUCCCGUGACAAAACUGCCCCUAACAAGUGGAGCUUCUUAAAGCGAAUCGGGAGCAGGAAAUCAGAGGAUUCAACCAAAAGAAACCAGCUUCCCAACACAGUUACUACCGUUCAAUCCGAUGACUACGGAGACCACUUUCAUGGUUUGUGUCAUGAACACCAUUCCCACAAACCCCUAGAAAACAUUUGGAUCGGCAACAAAAUGUUUCGGCCAGCGCAGCGAUAUGUUCCUGAAAAGCGGUGCUCUACGAACGUGGAUGACUCUGACGUUUAUAUGUUUGAAGACAAACCCCAUCAGAUCUGUACUGUAAAGGAAUCUGUUACUUAUUUUUGCCAUACACUAACUGAGGAAAGAACUGUCGUAUACUGGGGAUUCUCACCCCCUUUUGUCCAAAGGCGAAAAGAAACUUUUGACAGCGGAUGUGGAUGUGUUUUUGCUAGUGAUCUCUAGUCGAUAAGCUCUUGAGGUACUCUUGAACCCAGAUCUCACCCGUGACUAUAGCUGAUCGUGGGAGAUCUGGUUACCGAGGGAAUCCCUGAGCUUAAUAUUUUUUUCUAAAUAACCCCCCCCCCCCCCCCCACGGAUUAUACUGAUUUAGGGCUUAGACGUUUUACCAUUCGUAGUUACUUCCUAUCUGUAAAGUGAAUAAAAUUAGUCAUGUAACUCAAGUAAGCAAAAUAAUAUACAGUACAUUAUGUUCCGUUCGAUCAUUAUUACAAUAUAUGAAUUAUCUAAAUUAUCAUUUGACCAAAGUUAAUCUGGUCAGUGAUAGAGUUCAUCCUUAGUAAAUUAGAAAUAUUUCAUAGUUCAGCUUGUGAACUUUCACCUAAUUUUCAAUAGCGGAUUGUAGGUGACGUCGCCCCCUUCCACAGUCGCCUUAGGUUCCGACGCCCUCUAGUUUAUAAAGUUCCAUCGCCCCAACUUUUGACAUAAGUUAAAUUAACAUUUUGAACGUAUUUUCACACAAGUUUAAAGGCGGGAGGUUCGUCAGCUCGAGUUUCAAAAUCUUUAACCAAUAUUACGCAACAUUGCGAUCAUUGGUUGAGGGUUUCGAACCUCCAAGCUUAAAAACUGAUAUCAAGACACGUUUGAAACAUUUAGUGAAUUUGAGUCAAUAAUUGGAUGGGGGAGGGGACGCAACGGAACUCGGGGACGACCGUGCAGAAUGGCGACGCUACCUAUGACCUCGACAGUGCAUAGGCACUGUUACUGAUUUAGUAAGGAAGGUGUGAAUUAUCAAUAAAACUAUACCGUGACAAGA
Messenger RNA from Pocillopora verrucosa, 1521 nucleotides. RefSeq lists its product as uncharacterized. Lineage: Eukaryota; Metazoa; Cnidaria; Anthozoa; Scleractinia; Pocilloporidae. The record is from RefSeq and is a predicted model, not a curated record.